Molecule: messenger RNA, 201 nt
Organism: Anisakis simplex (herring worm)
Lineage: Eukaryota; Metazoa; Nematoda; Chromadorea; Rhabditida; Anisakidae
Source: the annotation of a GenBank genome assembly
AUGAUUGCAGCGUGCAUUCAUUCAGCGAUAGUAGCAAAAGUUCUUAAAACGGGUGCUGAUGUGAGAUGUGAUGAGAACGGUAAAUUUCGUUUGAUUCAAUGUGAUGCGCGAGGAUGUUAUUGCGUUGAUACUGACGAUGGAACUGAACUUCUGAACACUCGAGUUGCUAUUGGUGAAACUCCUAAAUGUGACGGUAAAUAG